UUGGUAGUAAAGAACUUCUUUGGUUGGUAGCCCAUGACGAUUUCCAACCUAACCUAGCUUUUAAACGUCAUAAUAAUGGAUUGUAGUUAAUUUGGUUAUUUUAUUAUUGAAAAAUAAAAAUGUCAGGAAAUUGGGCGGAACAAACGAACGACGCGUCUUAUUUGCAAAAACAAUUGGAAAUUGCGCGAAGGGAAAUUAAUAAUUUACGGCAGCAAAUAACUUCAUUGAAUCACGUUCAUAAAAAAGAGUGCGAUUCUAUUUACGAUAAACUCAAAACCUGGCAAUGUAUGGAAUGUAGGUCUAAACAAAACAAUACUAAUAGUAAUACUAAUAUUACUUAUAAUCAAAAUGACUUUAAAUGUAACUACAUUGGGAAAAUAACGACACAGUUUCCAGAGAAAAGGGGUACACCUAGACAACCAGGUAUUUGUUCUGAGAUGGUGGCUAAAUUAACAUUAAAUAGUGAAGUUUUUACAAAUCCAAAUCAUGCAUUGGAGGGUCUUCAAGAGUUUUCACAUAUGUGGAUUUUAUUCCACUUUCAUAAAAACGACUCAAAUCACGUCAAGGCGAAAGUGGCGCCACCUAGGUUAAAUGGUGUCCGUACAGGUGUUUUUGCCACCAGAUCUCCACAUAGACCCUGUCCAAUAGGUUUAUCUUUGGUUAAAAUUGAUAGGAUUUUCGAAAAUGUUGUGUAUUUUAGCGGUGUGGAUAUGAUAAAUGAUACUCCUGUGUUAGAUAUUAAACCCUACAUCCCUCAAUAUGAUAGUCCAAGCUUUUGCAAUAAUGUGAGCAUAUCAGAAAAUGAUGAUACAUACAUAACCAGGGAUCUACCCAGUACAAGUGGUGCCAACCUAAGCAUAACAAGAGUACUAGAUGGGGAAGAAAAUAAAGUUACCCAGUCUGGUACUCAUAUUAACCUGGAAGAGACAAUCUUUGCAAGAUCUACUUCUAGAAUUGGUGAAAGAGAGGCCCCUGAUGGGGAAGAAGAAGAAAAUCCUAUAAAUAUACCACCUAUGAAUGUUUCUGAGAAUGAAAUCAGAAUUCCUGCUUGGAUUAAUCAACCACCUGUAUCCAGAUUAAAUGUACUUUUUAAAGAAAGAGCUUUAUUGCAAUUAGCUGAAUUAGGAGAAGAGGGCGAAGAAAAGAAAACAACGAUAAUGAACGUUUUAAGGGAAGAUCCUAGGUCAAUUUAUUUGAGAGAAAGGUGGGGAAGUCACUGUUACGUCUUUCGAAUAGCUGAUCUCUGUGUUUCCUGUAAAUUCAAUGAUGCCAACUUUACUGUAACCGUUUUUCAAGUUUUUGAAAACGAAGCCUCUACCAGCAAUGAGUAAUCAGUGAUAUUUUAUUUUUUUAUAAGUUAAGUUUAAUAAAUUUAUUUAUGCCUUUUAUAUUUUUUUGCGUUAGUUAAAUAAUAAAUAUCUAUUUAG
Messenger RNA from Brassicogethes aeneus, 1427 nucleotides. The record is from the annotation of a GenBank genome assembly. NCBI's taxonomy places the organism in Eukaryota, Metazoa, Arthropoda, Insecta, Coleoptera, Nitidulidae.